GCCGUAGGAUCACGUGAUGUGGAGGUGCCCCGCGCGUGGAGCAGGAUUUCGUUUCUUUGGGGCUUUUUGUGGCGGCGGCCGUCGAAUUCCUGGAGUGGGACUGGAACCCUGUCCUCCUGAUCUAGCGGUCGUGAUAUUACCACUGCUCCGCAGCACUGUUAAUGCGAAUGUGACCGUAGAGAGGCAGCAAAUAACGACUGUCUCAGCGCCGGCAUCUUUCAGAUGCAAUCUGUUGAAGAUCCAGAGCCAAAAGGAAUGUUUGAAUGCAGUUUGUGCAGGCUUAAAGCUCCAUACAGCUACUAUGGACAGAAACCACCAAAUGCACGAUCUCUUGUACUCUUAGAAGAAUGCUAUACCAUGAAUGAUCCAUUCACCCCUCAAAGGGACACAUUUCUGAUUCUUGGCUCCCACUGUUGUCUGUGCAACACUGUUGUGUGUGUUGGUCAGGAAUGCAGUCUUUUUUAUACGAAGCGAUUCUGCAUUCCCUGUGUGAAGAAGCAUAUAGAUGAGUUUCCUGAAGAGAUUCAGCUGGACCUGCAGAAGAAAAAGCAGUAACAAACCUCAAGCCUUAAGCCUUACGUGAACACAGCAAAGAGGCAGCUUUAAGAAGAAAAUAUGGAGGUUAAAUAUUCACAGCAACCUGGACACUUGAAAGAGGUUUUCUUUCUAUAAGUGAAGAGCAGAAGUUUAUUCAUAAUUGAACUGUCUGCCACUUCUUUUGUAAACACUUGCUAUACCAGGAGAAAGCCCAGCAACGUACUCCAUUUAAGAAACAAUAUAUUGGCAUCAUCUGCAGAAAUAAUGUUUUACGUGUCUGAGUUGGCGGGCUAAUAGCCCUGUAAUGAUUACUGACUGACAUAUUGAUCUACAAGAGGAGAAAAGAUGAUUGUGUUCCUCAGUCACCUUAUCAGAGGAAUGGGAAAAUUUUGUCAAUCUUUGAAAUAUUUCACAAUAUCAAAAACUCUUCUGCUCGUUGUCUCUUCCCUACACUACUCAUCACCAGAUGAGAAUUAGAAACACCCCAUUCACUAAUUUCCAUCUUUAUUUUGACAGAAUACCCAUUGCUUUUAUUAUUUAUCUUCUUGACUGCACUGCUCUUAUUAGGGACUCUAUGUAUAGUAAUGUCUUUGUGAGUACUAUUGACAAUGCUAUGGCAAAAGCAUGUUGGAGAAAUGAUAUUACCAAAGCCUCUUUAGAUAAGUACAUCGCAUAUUUGCAACAUCUGAGCUAGUGGGAAAAUUGAUAAAGCUUGCAACACUGAAAAUCAUAUAUCUGUUUGAUAAUAAUCAGGUGUUGGUAUCUGAAAAUGUGGUAUCUGAAGCUUUGAAGCUAUGAGCAGUGCUUGACCUCAUGCUAUUUACAGGUCUUAUUCUCUCCAUCGUUUCUGAGCUCCUUUUGGGGUUCAAAUAAAAGGGUAUACUACAACAAGAACAACUUGCAUUUUGUGAAACAAAUUUAAGGUAGUAGAAGUUCCUUUGCACUCACUUCACAGAACUAUUCACUGACAUAGGAAAUAAGGUAACAACAGCUUGGAUAAAGAGUUUUAAAAUGUUUUGAGGAACAUGAGAUAGAGGGACAGGAGUUUAGGGAGGUUAUUUGAAGCAAGGCCCUAAGUGAAGUCACAUCCCCUUUCUUCACCUUAAGAUGCUCUGAUAUUUCAAGGGUGAAAAUGGGCGAAUAUUCUGAUGGAUGGAUUAAUGUCCUCAAGUCAGACACUAAAGCUGUGAAAAAUUUCAAGUUUUCUGUUGAUAAUUAAUUAACUUCCUCUUGCUUGGUUUCUUUUUGAGUUAACUUGUCUAAAAUACUUACUUAUUUCUAAAUCUUGGUUUUCAUUUUCUUGAAUUCUGCAUUCACUACUCUUUAUUUCUUUCCACACCUCCCAUUGCACCAUAUCUUCCCCACCUCCAUCAUUUGAAGAUUCAUCACUUUUAGAAGUGAAAAUAUAUUUAACACAAGAAUGGAUGCAAUAAUCAAACCUCUUAAAGGUUUCGCCAGUUCAGAAGUUUUAUAUAUUUACAAAUUCCUCUGUUUAUGGCCAGAUUUAUCCAGCAUUUAAACUGCUCCAUAAAUUACUUUGCUUUAGCAGUAACUUGUAAUUGCUUUAACAUUUCAGGAAAUGCACCUUCUGCUGAGCAUUUUCGGCUUGAUAUUGAACAACUUCAGGUUUAACAUAGCUUUUUAUUUAGGUAAUAGUUCGACUAAUAUGAAUUGUUUCAUAGCUGCAAGUUGAAGUAUGGUCAAAAGCAACUCAGUUUAAACCAUCGUUCUUUGGUUUACAUUAUUCCAGAGAUUGUGAUUCAAGUCUUAAUUGUAAAUAGUUCAAUUCCUUUUUCACUGACAAUUCUUCAAACAGCUUGUUAACUAUCUGCUAUUAGCGAGACAUUUACUUUUUAGCAUGGCUUAGCUGAAACAUUUCAGAUCCUGCUAUUUAUUUCAGCAAGUUAAAAUUUCCUGUCAAUCAUAAGAUAUAAGUGGAGCUAAUUAUAAUGGAGCUCCGGUAAUAAAAGAAAAAUGUUGUCAAAAAUUUGAAACAAAAACCGAGUGACAGAGAAACUUUGCAGGUCUGCCAGCAUCUGUGGAGAGGGUUCAUUUUUAUGACUGUUCAGAACUGGGCUUUGGUAAUGUUGUUUGAUUGUCCAGAUUUGCUACUUUCCAUUUGUAUUGGCUUGAGUUGGUGCUACAUUGAAGCAAUCAGUUGCUCCACAUGGUAGAAUACUGGUAGAAUGCAGGAAGUGAGGCAAGUUCUAUAUAUCUAUUCAAUGAAGCUAAGACAGGUGCAAAGUCCAGUAUUGGUUUCCAGAAUUAAUAAUUAGCAAGUGAGAAGCGGUGAUACCAGAGGCAAUUAAAGGAAGGACUAUUGAUCAAUCGAGAAGUCUACUAAGAGAACUACAAAAGCCCAUAGCAAUCCCAGGGAAUUAGUUAAGAAAGUGGAAUAGUCAAUAUGAUACCUCAAAAGAACAAAAGGGUUAAUGGGUGCUCUCCUCUUCACAUUCUUCUCUAACUUCUGUAAUUCAGUGCCAUCAGAAAUUAAUAAUAUGAGAAGAGCCAUCUCAGACUUGAAACAUUAACUUUGUUUCUCUCUUCACAUAAACCUAA
Molecule: messenger RNA, 3096 nt
Organism: Chiloscyllium plagiosum (whitespotted bambooshark)
Lineage: Eukaryota; Metazoa; Chordata; Chondrichthyes; Orectolobiformes; Hemiscylliidae
Gene: cdpf1
Product: cysteine rich DPF motif domain containing 1
Source: RefSeq, a predicted model, not a curated record